GGUUGCUGCCAGAAAACACGAUGGAUCACCCGCUCACUGACGACACUCCUGCCAGUGUUAAAAGGUUAGAUUAGAGAAGUAAGUCGCGGUAUCACUUUAUUUUUAGUCAUUUGGGGAGUUUGCUGGGCAUUGGAUUGGAAAGAUUUUCAGCUAAGAUAUUUGGAUGGUCGAAGAAAGAGAGAAAGAAUGAAGAGUUGUGAUAACGAGCGUAGGAUUUGAUAGUGGCUUCUAACACGGUGUUCAUUUUUAGGUCUCUGCGUAGGGUUUGAUUGGAAACAGAGAAAAAAGCUUCUGCAAUUAAACAAAAAAUUUUAUUUUGGGUUAAAUAAUAAAAAAAAAAUCUUAAAAGUAAAGCAAACACAACCAUCUCAUUAAUUCAAAUAUACGCUAAAUUAUUGAGAUUUAACCAGAAAUUGUCUAGUAUAAUGUAUCAAUAUUUUACAGGGAUUUAUUAAGUACUUUUAUCCGUGUGGGGGGGUUUUUAUUAGUUAAUUUCAUCGAUGUAACAGUUCUACAAAAAAUGUCUGAAUGAAAAUAAGAGUGCAAUAUUUACAUUAGUAAAAUAUCAAACAUUCAAAACGACCGUAAACGUAAGCAAACAAAACGUGUAGGAAAGAAAAAAACGAAAAUGACAGCGGUCACGUAGAAUCCAUUUUAUGAGAAAUGAAAUAGAUCGUGCGGAGAUAAAGUCAAAAGCGAGUACAAAAUGGUGACUAUGAUAAGUUGUAGAUGACUUCUUCGGCCAACUGUACGCCGCAAUGUUUGGUUGUCCGGCGUCGUCAGGGCAACACAAUUAGCAUUCACGUCUAAUGGUGGUCAGAACACCGGCUACGUCUUUCCAUUUCCAUUAAGACCGUCGAUCCCCAAGAACAUAGUUACGUCGUACAGGUACAUUAUUUCGAGUUUUCGGGUCAAAUCGUCGAGAAUGCUUUAAUAUUAUUGUUGGGUCGGGCUGUAAGGUGCGAUUAUGAGGUAUGGUGAGCACGCCGUAGCAGAUGAGUGCCCGGACCGUUGCCGCCGCCGUCAUCACCGCGUUCUUGGCCGCCAUCGCGCCCGUACCGGUCGUCGGUAAUUAUCCGACGUUCGAGGGCGCCGCCGAGUUCAGGGACAUGAUGGUGCCGGCCGGCGCCCCUGUCGGAUCUCUCAUGUACAGACUAAGGGCUUCCGACCACGAUAAGGAUUAUCCGCUGUAUUUCCAAGCCACCGAUUUCGGCAGUUAUGUGAUAAGAAUCGAAAAUCUACCAUGCCCGCCUAACACCACAGCCGGUUGUCAGGCGGAUGUUUACUUAGACCGGGUGCUGAUCCCAGGACAGACAUUUCAAUUCCGAAUAACGGUGCGAGACACCAGAGGGGAUACCACUACUGUGCCCGUUCGACUAGUGGCCACCGAAGCUCGGAGUGAUGUCGAGACGAUAUUUCCUCACAUCCCUGCCAUCAUCAUUGUGCCAGAGGACGUAAAAGUGAACUCUGAACUGGAAUACGUGAUCGUAAAAAAAAACUCGGAAUCCCGCAAAUCGGCCAGUAUCGAACUUAGGGGAUCCUCGGAGUUGACCAUAGGUCGGUUGCGCAUGAACAAGGACACGACCACCGGUACGAUAUCGGUGUCCCGGCCGCUAGACUUCGAGACCAAGAACAUGUACAAGCUGCAAGUGGUCGCGCUGGACAUGUACGUGGAGAUCGGCAAAGAUUCCAGAAACGCGGCGGCUUUCGAGGUCAUCGUGGUCGUGGAAGACGUGCAAGACACGCCGCCGAUAUUCACCCGAUUCGAAACAAUAGUGCAUCUGCAUAACAACAUGUCCAUUGGCCAUGUCAUAACCAAAGUAGAAGCGAUAGACGGUGACAGGGGUCGACCUCGUCGUAUUAAAUAUGGUUUAGUUUCGGAAAAUAGACCUUUUACAGUUUUAUUCGAAAUAGGAUUAUUCUCAGGCGAGGUGAAGCUGAAGAGGUCCAUGUCAGAGUUAGUGACAAUAACUGGUGGCAAGCAACCAGCCGUAUUAACCGUGAUAGCAGACGAAGAAGUGACCGGAGCUAGAGAACCGCCAGCCUUGACCACCAUGGCCGACUUGGUGCUAAUACUAGACGACGUGGUCAACAGUCCUCCGUACUUCCAUAACGCUAACUACGCUUGCCGUUUGAACGAGAACAGCGGUCAGGGAACGACGUUGGUGUUCGGCGACGGUUACGUGAUGCAAGUACACGACGACAAUACGGGCAAGGAGUCGGUGUAUGCGCUGACUUUGGAAAACAAUAACGGCACGUUCGAAGUGAUGCCCGCCGUGAUUGACAGACGUAGCCGGUUCACCAUAAUGGUGCGCAACAAUCGUUUGUUGGACUUCGAGAGCCGCCCGUCGGUCCAUUUCGAGGUGGUGGCGACCGAACUGUCCGUGUCUAGCGGCGGCGGCGUGGUCGAUUCGAACCGCUCGCGGAUGGCGGCCAGGGCUUCGAUAACGGUCUACUUGGACGACGUGAACGACAACGCACCGCGGUUCACCAGCGCCGCGUACUACGCUCAAAUGCCGGAGAACGCGACGGCCGGCGAGCGCGUGAUUACCGUCGAAGCCGUGGACCCGGACACCGGCCCGUUUGGCAGUGUCCGGUACACGGCCGUGUUGGGCUUCAGGAACUCGUCGCUGGUGCUGGACUCGCAGACCGGCGUUGUGACGGUGUCCAACGACAACCACGGGUUUGACCGUGAGGAAUCCGCCGAAUAUAGAUUGACUGUAGAAGCUCGAGAUAUGGACGGAGGAGGUCUUGCAACCACUGUACCACUUGUUAUACAUGUGUUGGACAUAAACGACGAGACACCAGUUUUUCAAGAUACACCUAUUCAAUUCGUUUUAACACAAGACAUGAGAAACUUUACGGAACGAGCUUUUAUCAAGGCAAUCGACAAAGAUGCUGAAGCCCCGAACAACGUAGUACGUUACGAAAUAAUAAACGGCAACUACAACAAUCGCUUCACCCUGAAUCCAGAAACCGGUGAACUAUUGAUGUCCAGCGGUUUGUACGAUUCGAGCAGAACUCGAAGGGACUCAACCAGCAGUACAUUCGUCGUGCUCACGAUCCGAGCUUACGAUUUAGGUGUACCCCACCGGUGGUCCACGACUCAGGUGAGAAUUUAUCCACCGUCUUCUGGAGCCAGACAAAUGUCGUUUUUGAUACCGGUUACCAUGGACAUGGUUGCUAUUCACAGUAUGUUGGAACGUCUAACUGGUGGCAAGGUGACCAUCAAUACGAUAAAGCCCAACUACGAUAUCGUCCAACAAGGGUCCAGUGUAGAAAAAAAGAUUGUGACCGCUACCGUUGUUUAUAACACCAAUACCGUGAUCGACAUUGAAGAAUUUGGUAAACAAUCUGACCAAUGCAGUGAUAAAGUUCAUAUGGCACAAGUAAAUAACCACAGCGAUAAGAACCUAUCUUUUUGGUUGAAUUUAUUACUAUUACUAGCCAUAUUAUUGGCAGCCUUAUCACUGUUGUUUUGCUGUUGUUACCAACAAUAUUUACAGUUUAUUCAUCAUAAACUCCAUCAGGCUCAUCGUUUAGAGAACAAAGGCAUCCAAGCACCUUCGUUAAAUUCGAGUGAUUUCACUGAAGUUGAUACUAGACAAAAAGUAUAUAUUUUGAGUGAAAAGCCAGUGUCCCCACUACGAAUAGCGAAAAGGACUAGAACCAAAGUUAUACCGAAUAUUGCUAAGAAUAAAACUAGUGCGGAAUCACUUCUAUUGGAAGACGUCGAAGGUAACGAAUAUAGAAUCUUGGAUAAACGGCGAUCUUGGUCCGACGAAAUGGCUGACACUAGACAAGAAAUGUUUUUUAAACAAGGCAACGCGGAAAUCUUGAGGAUCAUGUCCAACGAUUCAUUAGAAGUAAUGGACUCGGCAUCCAAUGUUGGUGCAUUCAACGUGUUUGACGAAUUAGCUGGUAAAAGAGCAAUUAUGAACAAGUUUUUAAACAGUAAACCAGACGAAACCACUGAAAAUCAAAAAGAUCAAUUUAAUGAAGACGUUAAAGUCAAUAUAGAAAAAACACUAACCGAGGGAAUAAAAAAAGAAAACAUCGAAGAAGAACAAAAUAAAAUGGCUGCGUUUCAAAGAGAUGUAUUAUUGACCAAAUUUCUGGCGGAAGAACAGCAAAAGCUGAUGACCAAGCUGGAGACGAGAAGUCUGCCGGGCGCGAACAUGGCCACGCAGACGGAGACGCACACGGGCACGCAGACGAGCAGUUCGUGUUUGCGGCCGAGUGACCGACGGAGCCGCAGCAACGACGAACGCGACUGUUCAAGGUCGGCGCACUGUCCGCGCAGGUCGUCCAGCAUGCCACGCAGGCACCUGUUCAACAGCCCGAUCAUAGAGGAGACAGGCAGCGGUUCGGGCGCCAGCAGCGGGUUGCGGUCGGCGACCGUGCCCAGCACGUCGGCGGUGGCCGCACGUGAAUGCCGACGGCCGCACGGUGGUCCGUUCGCUUCGUCCUCGUCGUCGUCAACGGCCGCGGCCGACGUGACGGCGGGUGACCAGCGCCGGUCCCGGUCGUAUUCCAGUCUCCGGGAACUCGACCUGGACAGGCAGCUGCAGUACAUGACACCGUCCCUGAGAUCCAGAGCUCUGGCCCGGAGGCGGCUGUCCAUGUCGUUGCCGCCGCCGAGUGGUAGAGGGCCCAGGGCCAAGCAAAUGUUGGAGAAGAAGAGCGUGUUCACCAUCGCCUACGGUGACGUGGCCACGCAGAAGAUCAACUGUAGCGCCGACUCGUCCACCAACAAUUGGGAUUGACUUCCAACGCCGUUUAGAGAUGAGUGAACGGUCGUCUACUCGUACCUUCCUACCGACCUACGUGUACCUGUCCCGUUCAACCGUCUUAUAUUUCUGUGAACGAUAACCGAACCGAAAACUUUAUUAGUGAAUUAUUAUGUAAUACAAGUUGAUGUAUAGUAUAUUUUUUAGGAGACUUCUACUUUGUAUUCACAAAUGCAUCGAACCUUUUGGUUUUCGCUUAAGCAAUAAAAUAAAAAAAAUAAAAACCGUACGUCGUCGUACCACGUAACAGAUUACGCGCUACAGGUCUCAAACGAUACUUUCGACUUUUAACAACUUGUAUACUUUUACUUACGCACUAAAUGUGCAUAUAAUUUUCAAGUCAAACGAAUUUUUAUGAGUUAUGUUUCAUCAAUGUAUCACAGAGCGUUAAUCGAUUUCAUGACACGUAAGUGGACAGGAGGUUAAUAAACUAAUAUUACUGUUACCGUCUAGUUUGGAAUUCCUACAGUACACUAACCAUUCGUACGGGAUGCUAAAAACGCACGCAGCAAUUUUGUUUAUCAUAAAUAACAAAAAUAGAUGGCAAGAAGAACCUUACAAUCAGCUGUAAAUAAAAGAUAUCAAUGUUUAUACGCUGUAUUCUUUUAGAAACCAAAGAAAAAAACAAAAUGUAUUGUUAAGAAAAUAUUUGUUUAGAGAAAAAUUAAGCAAAACCAAUUAUUGACGUAUCAAAUUAAUAAUUAACUAAUAAUUCUAUUUGUGUACGAUGUA
Molecule: messenger RNA, 5522 nt
Organism: Sipha flava (yellow sugarcane aphid)
Lineage: Eukaryota; Metazoa; Arthropoda; Insecta; Hemiptera; Aphididae
Product: cadherin-86C-like
Exons: 19
Coding region: 996-4766 (1256 amino acids)
Biological process (GO): homophilic cell-cell adhesion
Cellular component (GO): plasma membrane; catenin complex
Molecular function (GO): cadherin binding; calcium ion binding
Source: RefSeq, a predicted model, not a curated record